This is a messenger RNA of Brugia malayi, 687 nucleotides long. RefSeq lists its product as uncharacterized. The record is from RefSeq and is a predicted model, not a curated record. The transcript has 5 exons. The coding region runs from base 1 to 687 and encodes 228 amino acids. Gene Ontology annotation, cellular component: mitochondrion. Gene Ontology annotation, molecular function: FAD binding; oxidoreductase activity, acting on paired donors, with incorporation or reduction of molecular oxygen, NAD(P)H as one donor, and incorporation of one atom of oxygen. Lineage: Eukaryota; Metazoa; Nematoda; Chromadorea; Rhabditida; Onchocercidae. Gene Ontology annotation, biological process: ubiquinone biosynthetic process.
AUGGAAAAUAAUUGCGUUGCAUGGGAAAGAUUUACGCCAAGUGGUCCAGUAGCUCUUUUACCACUUACUGAAAAUAUGAGUUCGGUGACAUGGUCGACAAGUGCGGAACAUGCUGAAGAAUUGCUUUCAUUACCACCAGAAAAGUUUGUUGAUGAACUCAAUGAAUUCUUAACUACUGACAUUCAUCAAGAUUCUGUAACAAACCAAUUUUUAUCACUAACAGAACAAAUACUAAAAGGAGUAUUUUCCGUAAGUGAGAAGCCAAGACUUACGUUUCCAACGGUCAUAUCUUUAUAUGAAGGUACUCGUGCCGGAUUUCCGCUGGCUUUUGGGCAUAGUUAUAGUUAUGUUAUACCAAGAGCUGCACUAAUUGGCGAUGCAGCUCAUCGUACUCAUCCAUUAGCUGGACAGGGAGUUAAUCUUGGAUGGAGUGAUGUGAAAAUAUUGCUAGAAUGCUUACAGCAAUGUGUUGUUGAAGGCGCUGAUUUAGGUUCGCUUACGUAUUUAUCUGAUUAUGAUACACAAGCACAGCGACGAAAUGUACCUGUGCAGGUAGCAUGCGAUUGGUUGAAUAGACUUUAUUUGACGACUAGUAUGCCAUUCAUCCUUAUGCGUUCGUUUGGUCUUAAUAUGGUCGAUAGAUUCACACCUUUAAAAGAUCUUAUUGUUUAUCGAACAUCAACGUAA